AUGAAUACAGCAAAAGAAAAAUCCUUCAUCUGCGAGAUGUCAAACUUCUCAUUCUCUUCUCCUACCCCUUCAAGCUAUGGCGAUGGCGACUUGGAUAUAUUUGCCCGAUCAAUCCUGAAGUCGACUACAACCUCCGUUUAUUUUCCCGGAUCACCAGAAGAGGAGAGCUACAUGUAUUUGCCAACAACGGCAUAUAGCAAAGGGAUAAGCAAGAAUAAACAGCACCAAUCCUAUGAGCGUCUAUUAAGCAAAUACAAGAAGGUCAAAAAUGAAUUGAUUCUCAUUACAGGAAAAUAUAAUAAUCUUCAUAUGGGACCGCAAGAGCCACCAAGAUUAGUAAUCAAUCAGUAUAACCGGGAAGACUUUCCGGAUAUGUUGUUCUGGACUGCACAUGAUUGGAAGGUAUCCACUGAUGCCAAGAAAAACCUACCGGAUGUAAUCGAGAAGUCUGCUGGACCGCGUGGACCUGGUCGAUGCGCUAAAGGCGUGAACAUUGCGACAAGGUGGCAUCGGUACCAUGUUAUCGGCAAAGCAGUCAAGGCUGAGGCAACUUCCGUAGAAAUUGGCUCAUCCGAAGAUUCUUUGGGUAAAUGGAAGGCAUCCAAGGCAACAUGGCCAGAUGACGCGGCAAUUAAGAAGGCUAGACCAGGACCGGAGACAGGCGAUUUGUCAGAGUCAUUUGACACACAGGCGAAUGCUUUUGCGACGUGCUCGAGCUUAGGCGAAUCGAAUCAGUGUGACAGCACGAGUGGGAAUACCACCGAGAACAUAACAAGUAAGAGUAUCGUGAACAAUGCACCAGAAAAUACGAAGGCCAACCAUUCCACAUCAUUCGUUCCACCCGCUCCAUCCGUCACAUCAGUUCAUAAGCCGGUCUCAGAGAUUGGGUUGUCAGAGAUCGUAUCGGCUGCAUUGGCAUUGACAUCAGCUGUCGAGGUUACGAAUGGUGGAAAAGAGGGUGGAAAAAAGAAGGCACCGAAUAAGGAUUACUUGAGGGUAACGACUGCCAUCACACCGAGAAAUUUAUGUGCCAAGGACUGGCUUCAAGAUCACCCCAGUGGACUCAAAGCAGACUUCGACAUCUUUUACAAGGAUCUCUCGAAGGAUCUGCAAAGGAAAUAUGCUUCUGAUGCUGCAGUUAUGAAACUGGAUGCGAAAGGGUAGUCGUUUUGAUUCGCUAUGUAUCGAUUUCAAUGUCUGCUUAGUAAAUCAUUUUGUUCCGUUUUGUUUCGUUUUCAUUCGUGUUUGAUGUUUGUUAAAUAAAUCAAUGAUUUUCGUUUUCAAUCAAUUUAAUUCUGAU
Messenger RNA from Serpula lacrymans var. lacrymans S7.9, 1300 nucleotides. RefSeq lists its product as uncharacterized. Lineage: Eukaryota; Fungi; Basidiomycota; Agaricomycetes; Boletales; Serpulaceae. Bases 1 to 1164 code for a protein of 387 amino acids. The record is from RefSeq and is a predicted model, not a curated record. The transcript is spliced from 8 exons.